Eremothecium sinecaudum is the source of this 1686-nucleotide messenger RNA. It is a transcript of the gene STB3, whose product is annotated as Stb3p. Gene Ontology annotation, molecular function: sequence-specific DNA binding. Gene Ontology annotation, cellular component: nucleus. The record is from RefSeq and is a predicted model, not a curated record. Bases 1 to 1686 code for a protein of 561 amino acids. The transcript has a single exon. Gene Ontology annotation, biological process: positive regulation of transcription from RNA polymerase II promoter by glucose. Lineage: Eukaryota; Fungi; Ascomycota; Saccharomycetes; Saccharomycetales; Saccharomycetaceae.
AUGGAUAGGCAAAAUAGUGAUAUGGUAGAUAAUGUAAACGGUAUGGAACUGGAAGGUGGUAAUAAGAAGGACAAUGUGCCGACGCGAUCUAAAACAAGUGUAAGCAGCGGCAAUAUCGCUGUUGGUGGAAAAAACUCAGGUUCAUUAAAUGCAGCGAGCCUGGUUAUGGCUCAUAAGCCAAUAUCAACCUCAUCACCAGAAGCCUUGGCUGCAGCUCAGCAAGUGACGCCGAAAAAGUUGGCUCAGCUGCUGUUGUCUAAGGGACCACUUGCAAUUCGGUAUAUAACGCAGGCGUUAACUGAAGAAAUUCCAAGCUUCAAGGACCUAUCGGCGUCUAAGCAGAGAAGAUUAAUAAUGAGUGCACUUGAAGCAGGAGACCAGGAAAAUUCUGUUGUAUUUGCUAAGAUUGGAUGGGGUCAAUGGUCUGCGAAACCUGUUAAACCGCAUUUGUUUGUGAAAGAACGAGAGAUGACAAAUCUAGCAAAUAGUAAAGUAAAGGAUAUAAUGUCUCAAGAAAGCCGUCGCCGAAGUAGUAGUAGCAAUACAAAGAAACAAGUAAAGUCUGGAUCUUUCUUGAAAGAAAUGAAGAAGCCGCUAGUGAAUGCUCAAACAGGUAUUUACAUUGACGAAAACGCUCUAGCAUCAGAUGAGGAUGAUGACGAACAGGGCGAUGAUGCAGAACCAUUGAACUACGAUACUUUCCGAAGAAGACAAUCUAGCGUUGUUGCUAUUGAUCCACCUCCACAGGAAAAAGGCGACGCCAAUCAUGCAUUGUUGAGAUCUAUGAUAACUAAGCCCAAUAGUGGAAGUACCACUAAUAAUCGUCGUCGCUCAUCAUCGAAAAUAAGAUCGGUCUCAGUGUCGAAGCCAGGUACCUACAAAGCUCCUGUGCUAACGAACGACUUCGUGGAUAGUGGUGCUCGAAGGCUCUCUUCUCCUUUUACUGAGUACCAAAGUAAGAGCAUGAUCGAACUGGUUGCGCGAGAAGAAAUUUCCCCUGACGAGUUACUAAGUGGCGGCAUAUCUAGUACUGCUAAGGGAACUGCUAGGCGUACAAGUGGUGUCACAAGGCGGGACGCGAGAGUCUCUUGCAGCAAGGAGUCAUCAAUUAGAUCUACCCUACUUUUGCAUAAUAACUACAAGAUUGUAUCACCUUCACAUUCUGCAAUAAAAGAAUGUGCUGCAGUGCAGCCGAUAGUGAACAUCAUUGGGGAUAGUGAACAGGAUCAUGAAGAGAUUCCUCCUCCAAUGAAACUAGAGCCCCAGCAUGUUAUACGUGACACCGAUCAUUCUGAUACCGAUGAGGAGGAUUGGGCUAGUAUAGGCGCCCCUGCUUUGCGUAAUAAUAGUUUGCACAAUGCUUUGUCUUCUCCUAUUCCACGCCAAGGAAACUCUACGUCUGCUGCUGCCCCUAAGGCUGAAUCCUCCCAAACCUCUCCGAGGUCUAGCUCUAACAAUCACGUGCAAAUAACUCAAAAUGCAUUUCACCUAUCAUCAGAUUAUCGCCAGCAACAACAACAACAACAACAACAACAACAACAACAACAACAACAACAACAACAACAACAGCAGCAGCAACAACAGCAGCAGCAGCAGCAGCAGCAGGAAGUGAGAUGUACUACUGGUCACACGCCACCACCGGAUACCGAAGACGCUGCCUUCCUUUUAAUGAGCCUGAAGUCUUAA